This is a messenger RNA of Dichomitus squalens LYAD-421 SS1, 306 nucleotides long. RefSeq lists its product as uncharacterized. Gene Ontology annotation, cellular component: nucleoplasm; nucleolus. NCBI's taxonomy places the organism in Eukaryota, Fungi, Basidiomycota, Agaricomycetes, Polyporales, Polyporaceae. The record is from RefSeq and is a predicted model, not a curated record. The transcript has 3 exons. The coding region runs from base 1 to 306 and encodes 101 amino acids.
AUGACGCCGAAGUCGACCGGUAGUGGCAAAAACAACGGCGACGGUAACGGUAAGAAGUCGAGGAAGAGCAAUACUCCUUUCCAGAGGAUAAAGGUCGACCAGGUCAAGUUCGCCGACGAGCGCUUGAAGGACAACCGUUUCGAGGCGAGGGGUGCUGCCGAAUCUGACUAUGGAGCUCGUGCUUCUCGAGAUUUGAUGGUCACCCGCGGUGCUGGGUUCCGGAAGGAAAAGAACAAAAAGAAGCGUGGUAGUUAUAAGGGAGGAGAAAUCACCAUGCAGAGCUACAGUAUCAAGUUUACCGACUAG